Pochonia chlamydosporia 170 is the source of this 2430-nucleotide messenger RNA. Its product is annotated as CAP-Gly domain-containing protein. The coding region runs from base 1 to 2430 and encodes 809 amino acids. The record is from RefSeq and is a predicted model, not a curated record. The transcript has 2 exons. NCBI's taxonomy places the organism in Eukaryota, Fungi, Ascomycota, Sordariomycetes, Hypocreales, Clavicipitaceae.
AUGGCUUCCACCACAACCACAACAACCACGUCGGCCAGAACUUUGCGCUCCCGACCGUCAUUACCCCGACUGCGUGGGCCUUCGUCGUAUGCUUCAACUCCCAACUUGAAUGCCGUCUUCGCUGCGCAGUCUAAGCUGCUACCCCUGGGCCUAUCGCGAAAGACUUCGCUUGCAGCCCUUACCCCUAGUUCGCUGGCAAGUAUCCCUGAUGUCAGUGAGAGUUACGCCCUCGACACUGUAUUGAGCGACACCUCGCCAACCAUGGUUCCCGCGACGCCUGGCCGGCAGUCGGCCGAGGAACUCCUUGUCGGGGACGAUGUUGAUGUUCCUGGUGGAAUGUCCGGCACAGUUCGUUUUGUCGGCACUGUUCAGGGGAAGAAAGGGUCUUUCGCGGGUAUUGAGCUUCACCAUGACUUUGCUGCAAGAGGCAAGAACAAUGGCGAUGUGGAUGGUGUAUCCUACUUCACCACCUCAACACCAGGCGCGGGCAUAUUUGUCCCAGUGACAAAGGCGUCCCGGCGGGGAUCUCCUACCAGCUCAUUCCCAAUGACUCCGACUGCGAGUGUUAAUGGCGGAUUGAACGGAACAAACUACACACCCCCUGGCUUGCCCAAGUUCAGUGCUUCUAUCGGACCAGGUGUUAGAGCAUCAAGUCCACAAAGCAAACGACCACCGAGAACAUCGCUUCCAAGACCGGAUUCUCCCGUACGCCGGACUCAAAUGACUCCUGGACCUCGUCCUCCCAUCGGCACGCCAGCUCCCCGGCCCCCAGCAAGAUACGGCAGCCCUACGAAUAACAAUCGAUUUACGCAGAGUGUGCGUGGCACAGCUGGUGAUCCGAACAAAAAGCCAUCCCGUCUCGACCGAAAGCCAAGUAUUGGGCCUCGCAGUGCUUCUGCCCUGGGCUCUGCUUCGGGGUUCGAUGAGGAGUCGACGCCGUCGCUGCCUGGGAGCCCGCAGCGUGUUAGGCCAACCGGGCUUAGUGGUUCUGUGUCGGUUAUGAACUUGAGGCGUCCAGCAUCCCGAGCGAAUGCAGCAAACGAGGAGGAAUUGGAACGUCUUCGAUCUCAGCUUGAGGACCGGGACAGACAAUUGAAGGACCAAGCCACGGCCUUGGCCGAGAUGGAGAGCAGUCUCGUUGAACUCCAAGGCCUCAUUGAAAACACUGAUGGCUUGAAGGCGAGAAGAAAUAGCAUUGACGACAAGGACUCUGCCCAACUGCGAGCUAUGUUGCGGGAGAAGAAUGACAAGAUCGCCAUGCUCACUUCGGAGUUUGAUGCUCACCGAGCUGAUUUUCGGAGCACUAUCGAUACAUUAGAGAUGGCCAGCACUGAAACCGAACGGGUGUAUGAGAAGCGCAUCGAAGAGCUCAUGGGCGAGGUCCGCGAGCUGGAGGCUAGGAAUGUCGAUGUCGACUCAGUCGCCAGCCAGCUGAGGCAGCUCGAAGAACUUGUCCAAGAGCUUGAAGAAGGCUUAGAGGACGCUCGCCGUGGUGAAGCUGAAGCACGUGGGGAGGCCGAAUUCCUGAGAGGCGAAGUAGAGAGGACCAAGACGGAAUUGCGUCGAGAGCGGGAAAAACCUGGAUCCGGCAGCGGGUCUCAUACAGACAACAGCGCUCUGUCAAAGGAACUGGAACAGAAAGAAGAUGAGAUCAGAGGACUAAAGGCCAUUAUUCACUCUCUUAGCCGAGACUCUAUCGGUGAUGGAGAAGAACGAACACCUACCCAGCGGUCUGGGCCUUUCAUGAUGGGAGGCGACGACGGCAAGAUUGCUCGUGAAAACCUAGAGAGGCAGGUCACUGAGCUACAGUCGCUACUUGACAAGAAGAGCAUGAGGGAAGAGGAGCUUGAACAAGAACUUGAAGGUCUUCGGGGAGGCAGUCUCGCAGCCCAGAAAGCCCCGGGCCAUCGCUCGUCUCUCAGAGACUCUCGAGACACAGUCAUUCCUGUGCGAACUCACGAACCUCGGUCUCCCGAAUCAAACCAUAAGAGAGAAGCCAUCCAUAAGCGAGGUAACACACUGGAUACGAUGCAUGAGAGUGAUGCCUAUUCAACAGCCACAGAGAAUAGCACUCUCUGGUGCGAGAUUUGCGAGACCAGUGGACACGAUAUUCUGACCUGCACGAACAUGUUUGGUCCAGAAGGCGCUAAGACCAACAGUGAUAUGAAGACUGGCAAGGAUGUGGUCCGCGAGGGCCUGAAACCACAUAGCUCCCUUGGUGUGGAAGACGCCCAUCCGGCACCUCUUUCGCCUGUAAAACCCAGAGCAGCUGUUCCCGCUACGCCUACAAUCAAGAUUCUCCCGAACCCAAUGGAAUCUGGGCCCGUGGCGGGCAAGGAUAGUGGUGUUGUUGAUCCCGAGAAGUGGUGCGCAGUAUGCGAGCGAGAUGGUCAUGACAGCGUUGAUUGUCCAUUUGAGGAUGCCUUUUAG